This is a messenger RNA of Paralichthys olivaceus (Japanese flounder), 6204 nucleotides long. Its product is annotated as calsyntenin-2. NCBI's taxonomy places the organism in Eukaryota, Metazoa, Chordata, Actinopteri, Pleuronectiformes, Paralichthyidae. Gene Ontology annotation, molecular function: amyloid-beta binding; kinesin binding; X11-like protein binding. The record is from RefSeq and is a predicted model, not a curated record. Gene Ontology annotation, cellular component: postsynaptic membrane; cell surface. Gene Ontology annotation, biological process: positive regulation of synaptic transmission; positive regulation of synapse assembly; homophilic cell-cell adhesion.
CUGGUCCCGGGCUGCGCUGCUCUCUCUCUCUGGUCCCGUCUCAGGACCAACCCACUGGAGUUGUCUGCCUCCACCAUCCUCCUCCCAGGCUGCGGUGCGGUGCGGUGCGGUGCGGUGCGGUGCGGGUACCCGGUGUCCUUCUGCUCCACGCUUCUUGUCCCACAUACAUCAGCCAAGUGUGUGGUUUUUUUUUUUCUUACCAGCACUCUCUGCCUGAGGAGACGGGGGAGAGCCCGAGGCGCUGAGUGAGAAGAAGGAGAAAGAGAGAGAGAGAGAGAAAGAAAGAAAGAGGAGAAGAAGAAGAAGAGAAGAGGUCGCCGUGCUGUCCCUCUCCAGAUCCGGGGCUCAAUCUCCGCCGAGAAGAUGCUGAGAAUAGCCAGUGUGUUGGCUGUAGUGGCUCUGGGGCUGAGCGCCGCUCACACCAAAGUGAAUAAACACAAGCCGUGGAUUGAGACAUCAUACCACGGGGUGAUCACUGAAAACACAGACAUCGUUCUGCUGGAUCCUCCUCUGGUGGCCCUGGACAAAGAUGCCCCCAUCCCCUAUGCAGGGGAGAUCUGUGCGUUCAACAUUCACGGGCUGGAGGCUCCGUUCAAAGCGGUGGUGCUGAACGGUACGUCCGGCGAGGGCCAGCUGAGGGCCCACGGCCUGGUGGACUGCGAGCUGCAGAAGGAAUACACCUUCAUCAUACAGGCUGACGACUGCGGCUCUGGGCCCAAGGGUACUGAGGGCAAGAAGUCCCACAAAGCGGUGGUGCACAUCCAGGUCAACGAUGUGAAUGAGUUUGCUCCUGUGUUUCGGGAGCCCCAGUACCACGCCGCAGUGACAGAGGGCAAGAUUUACGACAGCAUCCUGCAGGUGGAGGCCACUGACCAGGACUGCUCUCCACAGUACAGCCAGAUAUGUAACUACCAGAUCACCACAAGCGCCACGCCCUUCGCAAUAGAUCGCAAUGGUAACAUCCGGAACACGGAGAAGCUGAGCUAUGACCGUCAGCAGCAGUACGAGAUCCAGGUAACAGCGUGGGACUGCGGCCAGAAGAGGGCGCUGCACAGCGUUCCUGUUCGCAUUGACGUCAAGCCUGUCUGCAAACCCGGCUGGCAAGGUUGGAAUAAACAAGUGGACUACGAGCCCGGAACAGGCAGCAAGCAGCUGUUUCCUAAGAUGCACCUGGAGACCUGUGGUGAGCCGCUGUCGUCGGUGAGGACCACGGUGGAGCUGCAGACCAGUCACAUCGGGAAGGGCUGCGACCGGGAAACCUACUCUGAGAAAUCUCUACAGAAGCUUUGUGGAGCCUCCUCGGGCAGCACUGACCUCCUCCCUGCCCCGAGUGCCGCCACCAACUGGACGGCGUCCCUGGUGACUGACAGCGGGAGGGACAGCGAUUUGAUCUUCAGGUUCGAUGGUCGUCAGGCAGCAAAUAUCCCAGAUUGGGUGGUACCCCAGAAUCUGACUGACCAGUUCACCAUAGCGACGUGGAUGAAGCACGGGCCCAGUCCUGGACUCAGAGCUGAGAAGGAGACACUUCUCUGCAACUCGGACAAGACUGAGAUGAACCGUCAUCACUACUCGCUGUACGUCCACAACUGCCGCCUUGUGUUUCUGCUGAGGAGAGACUUCACUCAGGUGGACACGUUCAGACCGGCUGAGUUCCACUGGAAGCUGGAGCAGAUCUGUGACAAGGAGUGGCAUUACUACGUCAUCAAUGUGGAGUUCCCAGUGGUGACGCUCUAUGUGGACGGAGUGACCUACGACCCCUACCUGGUGACAGACGACUGGCCCAUCCACCCCUCACAGAUUGAUGUGCAGCUGACAGUCGGGGCCUGCUGGCAAGGUGGGGAGGUGACCAAGCCGAGGUUCACUCAGUAUUUCCGGGGCAGCCUAUCCGGACUGACCAUCCGACCAGGGAAGAUCGAGAGUCAGAAAGUAAUUUCCUGUCUGCAGGCCUGCAAAGAGGGACUGGACAUCAAUUCCCUUGAGAGCCUGGAUAAGAGCAUAAAGUUCCACUUUAACCCAGCCCAGUCUAUACUGGUGAUGGAGGGAGAGGACUUGGAGAACAUGAACACUGCUGUGAGGAAAGUUUCCUACAUCAACUCUCGCCAGUUUCCCACACCAGGCAUUCGACGUCUGCGCAUCUCCACGACCGUCCAGUGUUUUGGAGAAGACACAUGUAUCACCAUCCCUGACAUCGAGGCGGUGGUGAUGGUGCUUCAGCCCAGCGAGCCCAGGAUCACCAUCACUGGAGUGGAGAGACUGAGCUGGCCAGUUUCUGACCUCAGAGCACGAGGUGGCAUAUCACUUUUCCUGGAUCUCCACAUCAUCAGUACAGUGACCAGGGCAGAUGCCGCAGUACAUCACUCAGCACGUCGUCCCGGGGUGCUGGAGGAGAUCAUUCAUAACUUGGACUAUUGUGACAUUCUGGUGCUGGGGGAGGAGCUGAGGCCAGAGCAGGAGUCUCUUCAACUGCAGCGAAGUGCUCUGCUUGGAAAACACCUUGACGCCACAAACUCCACCUCUGGCAUGUCUAUAUACGGCGUAGACUCCAUGUCCAACUAUGAGCAGGUGAUCAGACAGGUGCGUUACUAUAACUGGCAGCCUUCAUCGCUAAUAGAGAGAAGAUUUCGCCUCACCUGCUCGGAGCUCAACGGACGCUACACCAGCAAUGAGUUCAACCUGGAGGUGAGCGUCGUGCACAGCUCAGAGGCCGGGGAGCAUGUCAAUCACAUGGUAGCCCCGCCUCAGUACAUGCAGAUGGUCCACCAUCCGUCCAUGAUUCACAGCCUGUACCCCAGCCACAACUCAGGUGUACCCAGCGCUGCCACGGUGGUAAUUGUGAUGUGUAUCGCUGCCCUGGUGGUGGUUGUGGUGCUGGGCAUCUACCGCAUUCACCUGAACCACCAGCAGGAGGUCAAGCUGGAGGAUACGGCCAGAGAGGCGGAUAUGACCUGGAACGACUCAUCUCUGACCAUCACCAUCAACCCAAUGGAGAAGCUGGAGGAGCCCCAGGCUGCAGAGGAGGAGGCCAGCGAGGAGGAAGAGGAAGAUGACGAGGAGGAAGAUGACGAGGAAGAGGAGGAAGAAGACGACAUCACCAGCGCUGAGUCAGACGACAGCGAGGAGGAAGCGGACGUCCAGCUACCCAGGAUGCAACGCUCGUGCAAGAAGGGUCAAAACUGGGACAAAACAACAAUAUCUUAUUAAAACACACUCACAGUCACUCACACACACAUCCUGCAACACGGCCAUACACAAACCUCGAAUCUGAUGGUUGAGACAAAAAGACUUUUUGUGAUGUUGAUGAUCUAAAAAUGAGGUAAUGUGCUACUACUGGAAGACACUACACUGAAACACACACACACACACACACACACACACACACACACACACAGUGCAAUGAUUUAACCAUCGCCUUGUCAGAAAACUCCCAUUUUAUACAGCUGAUAAGAAAUGAUAUGACACUAAAACUGCUCGUCAGUCAACUGACUUUCCUUCUCCUUAAAGGGACAGUUUUUAGGUGACAUCUUUCCUCUCUCAUUACCGUCUCCACCACAACUACAGUCUUAAGUGAAAUAAAGUUGUAUGAUUCCUAUUCUGUCGAUUAAACCCCCUGCACCGCACAUUCAGUUUAACGCCUCUGACUCCGUGAGAUUCCUGAUGUCCGGCAAAAAAAUGCAAAACAGUCUUUAUUUAAGAAAACUGAGUUGCAAAAAGUGAAAGAUUCUGACUAUUUUUUGGUUUGUAUACUUCAUGUUAUUUACCAGUCUUUAUUCCAGCCUACGUGGCAAAGCCAGGUGAUUUUACAGAAAUAGCAUAUUUUCAAUGGUACUCAAAAACAAAAACAAAAGAGAAAAAAAAAGAUAAUCUGUAGUCCUGUCGCAGACGUCAUGUUGAACUAGCUGAGGGGUUCUGGGUUUUUGGGAGAGACAGAGGAGUCUCCUUGUACAUUUUUAUACGCUCCUUUCUUGUAAAUACUGAGUAUAGUAGGUGACCCUCCCACCCCUCCUCCACCCCCACUUUCUCCACCCAGAGAGCCUCCUCCACCUGUACACAACACACAUGCCACCAUCUUCAUAAAUGUAUAUGUACACACCCCCGACCCCUUAGUCUGCAGGAGUCUCAGACACGAGCCCUCAGUCCUCUGUGUGUGUGUUUCGAGCUCAGUGUUCAAAUCAUUCCAGCUGACGGUCACUUUGUUAGGAUGGAUGUGUCACCGCCUCUGCAUGUAGGUCACAUGCAACAGGGGGACAGAGUCCUCUCACGAUGUAUUUGUGGACCAUUAAAUUUGCUCAAAUGAAAUUUCACUCUCAGGUGUGUCUCAGCACUCAGUGAGGGAAACCUGUCCUGUUUCAGUUAAUCCCAUAAUCGUCAUUAAUGCUGCAUUGCAAAGAUGAUGGGACGUUAUAAAUCUGUACUUUCUAUGAUAAAAAUGCAGUGAAAUGACCAGAACACUAAUAUCUGAUAUCAUCAUUACAGGUCCACUGCAACUGAGGACAAAACCAACGCUGAUAUUUAACCUUCAAAAAUAAAAACUACAUUCUAGAUAAUAGUUUUCUCAUGUGAACAAAACAUUUUUGGAAAGGGUCCUUUAAAUUUGGUUGAUAGGAAAUUGUGACCAAGCCGUGAGCAGAUCGUCGUAACAACAGAAACAUGAAUACGUUUUAAACAGUUUACUGGAAAAGCAACUACAGAAAAAUAUAUAAUAUCAAAUAUUUAAAUCAAAGUUUUAUUAAUUAAAUAGAUCUAUGAUGAACAUUGUGUGAAGUUAGAGUGUAUGUGGAACAGCCUGGAACACUAAAGCUAUUUUAUAAUAACAAUAGAUAUAAUGACUAAAUGUAAUGUAAACAGAUGUUUUAACACAUUCAGCACCAGACAGAAAAUAGCUUGUGAACAUAGUGGAACAUUUAGCAGCUAAAGAGACAGAUGUUUCUGGUGGAGUUUUGGAGAAGUUGGUGGAGCUGGAGACCAAAACAGAAAGAAUCCAAGACUCACAUUCAUCAGGUGGACACACAGGAGUCUGGAUGAUGUGUAAAUAUGCAGCUGUCUGCUGAUAAAUUCAACAUAUUGAGUGUAUAUGGACAUUGUCGCUGAUGUUGUGCUCAUAUUGUCAGGCUGCUCCAAAGUUGCUAAAAGAAAUUAACCAAUAUAAGUUUUCUCUUUCUUUACCAGUUUUUUUGUUGUUGUUGACACACACUCUGAUUCUGAUAUAUUUGAGGUGAGCUGAAAUGAACUGAUAACUGCAGCCCGACUGUUUAAUCAGUCAGACUCUAGCAUGUGGUAUUUUUUGCGCAUCAUGAAUGAUGCAUUCUGUAGGUGGGUAACUAAUACAGCCAGAUUUAACUGACUCAAGAUGUCCUCUCUCACAUGGGGGAAAAAAGUUCAAGAAAGCUUUACUCCUGAGUUUUGUCAAGUAGAAUUACCAGAAUGCACAAAGAGUGCAUUUACAUCCCUCCUGCAGGAAACAGAUAACUUUCCCAAACUUCUAACUUUGAGAGAAGUGCAGCAUUAAUGGAUGAAAUUUGGGUCCUGGGGAAUGAAGUCACAUUACAUAAAUCCCACUUCAUUAGAAGCACUUGGGGCCACUGAGUUGUGAAGUUGCCUGGUGCAACUUUCAAAUUAAAAGGAGAGAGGGAGAGGUGAAUGCAUUUGGCAGUGUCACAUUUGACAUAAUUAGAAAACAGAUUCGAAGGCGUUUUUUUCUUUUUCACCUUGAAGUGAACAGGCAUUAAUCUCUGGCUGUGGCCGUCGUUAUCCCAGCCUGUCUGUGUCGUUUGACAGAGGAGAGUCCAAAAAUGACAGAAAGAUUUUCUUGCUGUGGUUGACGGUGCGACUGCCAACUGUUAGUCAAACUUUGGUUAAAGUCCCAAACACUGGAUCGUUUCCUCCUCCGAGCAUUUGACAGCUCCUCCGGGUGUCGCUGGGAGAACUUACUGUAUGUGUUCGCUGUAGCUCUGUGUUCAUGUAAAGAUCUCAUAACGUUGUUUAGGAGUUUUUUCUCAUCUUCUGUGACACCUGGUCUUGUGACGUCACCUCCUCACUUGCAACCCCCACCCCCACACAGACUCCUUUAGGUGGAUCUUGCAGCGGCCCGAGCCCUAAUGUUGUCCCGAUGUUUGUUUUAGCAGAGGAGGGCGGUGACUUUAACAUUGAAACCUUGUAUUAUGUGAUUUUUAUUUUAUUUUAUUCUCUCCAGUUUGUUUUUUUCCU